CCGCUGGAAAGGAGGCUGAAAUGACGGAUGCAGCCAUGGAAGAGAGACCCGGGGAUAGUUUAUUUACAUCCGAAGAGGCUGUCCAAGUUUAAGGGGGAGCCGCUGCGUGCGUUUUCCCCUCUUUACUUUCACCGACCCCCUCCUCCGCUGGCAGAAAUUUAUAAAGAACAAAAAAUCCAACGAGGGAGGGAGGAGGGGGGUUGAUUAUACGCCGAGGCUGAAAUCGAGAGGCGAACCCAGGGAAAGAGGAGUAAUUUGUACACGGGACUUUCCCCCUCUUAAUCCCCCAAAAGGAGGGGGAAAAGUCGCAAUAUUGGACACGGAAAGGAAUUAGCUCCUGACGGCGUGAAAUCGUCUGCAAUUGUGGAUACUUUAUAUAUUUUUAUUACGAAAAAAAUAUGGCCGAGAACGUUCUGGACUCUGGCCCGCCUUCAGCCAAGAGGCCUAAACUCUCCUCUCCGGCACUUUCCGCCUCUGCUAGCGAUGGAAACGAUUUUGGCUCACUGUUUGACUUGGAGCAUGACCUUCCAGAUGAGCUCAUCAGCACUAAUGAACCGGGCCUUGUCAAUGGGGGUGAUCUCAACCAGUUGCACACCACCCUGGGGGGAGGCCCUGGAGGUCUCUGUCCUGGAGGAGGCAGUGGAGGCCCAGGAGGAGGGAUGGGAUAUGGACUUGGUCCAGGAGGAGGUGCUGGGGGCAUCGGCGGAGGCCAGGAUGCGGUGGCCAAGCAUAAACAGCUGUCGGAGCUGUUGCGUUCAGGGGCACCCACAUCCACCCCACAGGGACACCAAGGGGCCAUGGGGAGCCCAGGAGGCCCUUCUGCCAUUGGACAACACAUUGCAAACAUGAAGGCAUGCCCUGGCCAGGUACCUCAGCAGAUAAUGGGACAAGGACAACAACAUCUUUCCUCCCAGCAGCAGGCAAACAUGAUGCAGCAGAAUGCUGUCGCUGGAAUGAUGGGUGGCAUGAACAGGGCCAUGAUGGCUGCACAGCAGAAAGGAAAUAACGGACAGUCGCAACCAGGUAUGAUGGGGAACCAGGUGAUGAAUGGUUCUCCAAGGAUGGGCUUCGGUAAUCAGGGGAUAGGCAGCAACAGCAACCUGUUGGCUGAAACGUUACAGCAACAGGGAGGUGGGGGCCAGGCAAGCAUCAGAGGCCAACAACCUGGUGCACUGAACAAGAUGGCAAUGAUGGGCAACCAGGGGGUCCCCUUUGGAGGUCCAUAUCCAGGGCAGGGGAAUCAAGGCCUUGGUGGUGCAGGGAUAGGCCCUCCACAUCAGAACAAAGGUCCUAUGGCCAACAGCCUGGCUCAGUUUAAUGUGGACAAGAAAAGUCAACCCAUGCAAGCAAUUGCCACAAUGGGAACACAGCAGUCCCAGUCAGGUGUUAGCGGGCCCUCGAGUGCACCUGUCGGAGGGGCACCUGGCAUGGUUCCUGGUGCUCAGGGAGGUCUGGUGGGUCCUGGCACCCAGAUCUCGACAUCCUCUGCCGCGGCCGGAGCACCGCCCACUGCUGAUCCCGAGAAGCGCAAACUGAUCCAGCAGCAACUCGUUCUCCUGCUUCACGCCCACAAAUGUCAGCGGCGCGAGCAGGCCAACGGGGAGGUUCGACAGUGCAACCUGCCUCAUUGCCGCACCAUGAAGAACGUCCUCAAUCACAUGACUCAUUGCCAGGCUGGCAAGAAUUGUCAGGUUGCUCACUGUGCAUCAUCAAGGCAAAUCAUCUCCCACUGGAAGAACUGCACUCGACAUGACUGUCCAGUCUGCCUGCCACUGAAGAAUGCUGGGGACAAGAGGAACCCGCAGUGUGAGUCGCUUCUGGGUGCAGCUGCUGCAAGUCUUGGCAGUUCUCUUGGGUCAGUCCCUGGAAGCCAACCAAGUGCUCCGAAUCUCAAUCCGCCGAGCCAGAUUGACCCCAGUUCGAUAGAAAGAGCCUAUGCAGCAUUGGGUCUCACCUACCAGGGAAACCAGAUUCAGGGUCAGCCUUCUCAGCCCAACAUGUCCAACCAGGCCCUCCAAGGCCAGGCUGGUAUGAGGCCUAUGAACCCAAUGGGAGCAAAUUCCAUGGGAGUUAAUGGAGGCUUGGGUGCUCCUUCUCAGACUCAACAAGCCAGCUUACUGCAGGACACUAUGAUGCACCUCAAUGUGAAUAGCCAGGGUCUGAUGAAUGAUGUCAGUGGGGUCGGCUCCAUGCCCACAGCAGGCCCUCCCUCUGCCACAGGAAUGAGAAAAAGCUGGCAUGAGGACAUCACGCAGGACCUGCGAAACCACUUAGUACAUAAGCUUGUUCAGGCCAUCUUUCCAACUCCAGAUCCUGCAGCUUUAAAAGACCGCCGGAUGGAGAACUUGGUAGCUUAUGCCAGAAAAGUUGAAGGAGACAUGUACGAGUCAGCAAACAAUAGAGCUGAGUACUAUCACUUGCUAGCUGAGAAGAUCUAUAAAAUCCAGAAAGAGCUGGAGGAGAAGAGGAGGACCCGUCUCCAGAAGCAGGGUCUGGGUCUUGGCCCUGCUGGCAUGGGUCAGUCUCCUGCUGGACUGCCUCCAAAUGGUCCCCUCCCUGACCCAUCUAUGGUACGACCCACUGGACCCAAUCAGAUGGUCAACAGGAUGCAAAGCCCAGGCAUGAAUCAAUUCAAUCAGAUGGGGAUGCAGUCUAUGGGCCAGAGGUCUACUCCUCCUCUCCCCUUGGGAACAUCUGGCAAUCAGAUGGGAAUCGUUGGACCUAGGAUGGGUCAGCCUAAUGUCAACCAGCUACAAAACCAGUAUCUGCCCCAGGGACAGUUUCCUGGCUCGGGACCUGGGGUCGGAACAACUUCUGGAAUGAACCAGCCUGGACCCCAGGGAGGCAUGACACAAACGCAGAUGGGGACUCCUCCUUCUCUCCCAGUUGCUAGUCCUUUAGCACAAUCAGGUUCUGCAAGCGGUUCCAGUGGAGUUUCCACAGUGGGACCUAUGGGUCCUCAGAGUGUCAGUGGUGGAGGCUCCAACUCGACUAUUGGAGCGCCUGCUUCUUCGAUGACUCCGAAUGCAAACCAGCAACCCAACUCUAUCCACCAUUUGGGAGCCAUGCGUUGCAGCUCGCCCUCCCCGGCUCACAGUCGCUCACCUACACCUCACCAGACACCCCCCAGACUUACUGGGUCUCAGACCCCUCAGCCGCACACCCCUAGCGCACCGCAGUUGGGACCACCCCAAGCCCCCCAGCAGAACCAGCUAGGCCAGGGUCCUGGCUCCAACAAGCCCCUCCAGCAGCCUCACAUUGGGGCUGGCUCCACUACGCCAUCUCACCCUGGGCUUGCCUCAAGCUCAACACCACAUUGUGGUCAGCUGCCACGCACUCCGUUGUCCCAAAAGGGGUCAUUCCAAGCAGACAGUCAAGCCUUGACUCCAGCCUCUGUCAACAGCAUGGAUACUUCCUCCCAUCAGGUACAGACAGAUACCACGGCCACCAUCCAUAACCUUAAGUCAGAAGUCAAGCAGCAGGAUGACGCAGAGGAGAGCGACACCGGCAGCGGCUCCAAAGGGGGGAAGCUCGGCAGCGUCAAAACGGAGGAAAAUCCUGUGGAAAUUUAUGUUAAAAAGGAGGCGUGUUCUGCAGAAGGAGGCAAGGUAGUUCCAAUGGAUACGUUGACCAGCCCGCCAACGUCAGUUAUAAAAACUGAAGACAAGAAACCAGAGGUGAAAAAGGAAUUGAAAGAAGAACAACAAUCAUCUGAUGCAGCUGUAUCACAAGCUCCAGCAAAGAAGAAGAUUUUCAAGCCAGAAGAACUUCGCCAGGCCCUUAUGCCAACACUGGAGUCCCUCUACAGGCAAGAACCGGAGUCGCUGCCCUUCAGGAUGCCUGUAGAUCCACAGUUGCUGUGCAUACCUGACUACUUUGACAUUGUGAAAAACCCCAUGGAUUUGUCCACUAUCAAGCGGAAGCUGGACACUGGUCAAUAUCAGGAUCCCUGGCAGUAUGUGGAUGACAUCUGGUUGAUGUUCAACAAUGCCUGGCUGUACAACCGCAAAACAUCUCGAGUCUACAAAUGCUGUUCCAAACUGGCGGAGGUCUUCGAACAGGAGAUUGACCCUGUCAUGCAGAGACUUGGCUAUUGUUGUGGAAGAAAGCUGGAGUUCUCCCCUCAGACACUGUGCUGCUACGGAAAGCAGCUGUGCACUAUUCCCCGAGACGCUGCUUACUUCAGCUACCAGAACAGGUACCACUUCUGUGAGAAGUGUUUCAACGAGAUCCAGGGAGAGUCCGUGUCCCUGGGUGAUGACCCCACUCAGCCACAGACAUCCAUUAACAAAGAGCAGUUUGAGAAGAAGAAGAACGACACACUGGACCCUGAACUGCUUGUUGAAUGUUUGGAGUGUGGACGCAAGAUGCACCAAAUUUGUGUCUUACACAAUGACACAAUCUGGCCAUUGGGUUUCAUAUGUGAUGGCUGCCUAAAGAAGUCUAAUAAGACAAGAAGGGAGAACAAGUAUUCUGCUAAAAGGUUGCCUCAGACAAAGUUAGGCUGUUUCCUGGAGACCAGGGUGAACGACUUCCUGAAACGACAGAGCCACCCGGAGGCUGGAGAGGUCUUCAUCCGCAUGGUGCACGUCUCGGACAAAGUUGUGGAAGUUAAACCCGGCAUGAAGUCCAGAUUUGUGGAUAGUGGAGAGAUGUCGGAGUCUUUCCCAUACAGGACAAAAGCCCUUUUUGCAUUUGAAGAUAUUGAUGGCGCAGAUGUCUGCUUCUUUGGAAUGCACGUUCAAGAGUACGGAUCAGACUGCCCUCAGCCUAAUCAGAGACGAGUUUACAUCUCCUACCUGGACAGUGUGCAUUUUUUCCGGCCACGAUGUCUGCGAACGGCUGUUUACCAUGAAAUUCUCAUAGGCUACUUGGAAUAUGCCAAGAAGCUGGGCUACACAACUGGGCACAUCUGGGCCUGUCCGCCCAGUGAAGGGGAUGACUACAUCUUCCACUGUCACCCUGCUGAUCAGAAGAUUCCGAAGCCAAAACGCCUCCAGGAGUGGUACAAAAAGAUGUUGGACAAAGCUGUGGCUGAGCGAAUAGUGCAUGACUACAAGGACAUCUUCAAGCAGGCGACAGAGGAUCGUUUGACCAGCGCCAACGAGUUGCCUUAUUUUGAAGGGGACUUUUGGCCCAAUGUGUUAGAAGAGAGUAUUAAAGAGCUGGAGCAGGAGGAAGAAGAGCGGAAGAGGGAAGAGAACAGCACCUCUAAUGAGAGUAUUGAUGACGGUAAAGGUGACAGUAAAAAUGCCAAGAAGAAGAACAAUAAGAAGACAAGUAAGAAUAAGAGCAGCCUGAGCCGAGCCAAUAAGAAGAAGCCAGGGAUGCCCAAUGUUUCCAAUGACCUUUCACAGAAACUCUAUGCCACUAUGGAAAAACAUAAAGAGGUAUUCUUUGUGAUCCGCCUGAUCGCAGGCCCAAUGGCCAAUGCACUGCCCCCUAUUGUCGACCCCGACCCUCUGAUGGCCUGCGACCUUAUGGAUGGGCGUGACGCUUUCCUGACGUUGGCCCGGGACAAACACCUCGAGUUCAGCUCGUUGAGGCGGUCUAUGUGGAGCUCCAUGUGCAUGUUGGUCGAGUUGCAUAACCAAAGCCAAGACCGCUUCGUCUACACAUGUAAUCUGUGCAAACACCACGUGGAGACUCGUUUCCACUGUACCGUGUGCGAGGACUACGACCUUUGCAUCACCUGCUACAACACUAAGGGCCACGAGCACAAGAUGGAGAAGUUAGGCCUCGGUUUGGACGACGAGAGCAGCAACCAGACCGGCGCCACCACUCAGAGCCCGGGUGACUCGCGUCGCCUCAGCAUCCAGCGCUGCAUCCAGUCGCUGGUCCACGCCUGCCAGUGUAGAAAUGCCAACUGCUCUCUGCCGUCCUGCCAGAAGAUGAAACGUGUCGUCCAACACACUAAAGGCUGCAAGAGAAAAACCAACGGCGGCUGCCCCAUCUGCAAGCAGCUUAUUGCGCUGUGUUGCUACCACGCCAAGCACUGUCAGGAGAACAAGUGCCCGGUGCCGUUCUGCCUGAACAUCAAGCACAAGCUCUGUCAGCAGCAACUGCAGCACAGGCUUCAGCAGGCCCAGAUGCUGAGGAGGAGGAUGGCCAGCAUGCAGAGAGUCGGGAAACCGGCUCCAGGAGGCGCUCCGGGGGGCAACGGCCUGCCCUCUCCAGGAACCAACAACGGAGCGACUGGUCCCGGUACGCCCACGUCUGUGGGCACGCAGCCCUCCACGCCGCAGACACCCACCCAGGGAAAUAUGCUUGCACUUCCUCAGCAGCAGGGAGUCGGCGUGGGCGCUAUGGGCAAUACUACUGCACAGCAACAGCAGGUUCAGCAGCAAAGUGGCGCCAUACCACCACAACACCAUCUACACCAUCCGUUUCAGUCAAUGGGCGGAGGGGGGGUGAUGAACUCACCCCAGCAGCAGAUGGUGCCUCAGCUCCAGCAACAGCAGCCCCCCAAUGUACAGCAACUGCAGCAGCAGCACGCUGGCGCUUUGCCGCCAUACAAUCCCAGACCGCCGGGAGCCUCUCCUCUCCACCAGUCGCUGGGCAAACCUGGACUCGGCCCGACCACCCCACCUCAGCAGCAACAACCGCCCAACCAGGUUCAAGGGUCCAUCCCCGUACAAGGCCAACAGCAAGGACCCCCUUUGGCAGCUGUAGAGACUGCCCUAAAAAUCCAACGGCUUGCAGAGACCCAGAGGCAGAUGGCUCAGGCCCAGGCUCAGAUCCGAGGUUUAGGACAGGGGAGUAUGAUGCCCCAACAUCCUCACCACCAGAACAACCCGGCCCAGAUGGGCAUGCCUCACAUGGGAGCUCAGGGGAUUCCCCCCCAGGCUCAAGGAAUCGUUGGCAGGACUAUGUUAGACCCUCAGCAGCAGGGGAUACUUGCUGGGAUGCAGCAAGGCGCCUCCCAGUCUCAGUUGCCCCCUCAAGUCCAGCAGCACCUCCAGGUGGGAGGCGGUGGGCAACUUCAACAGGCCAACCAGCAGUGGGGGCCCGGGGGACCGGGGAUGAACCCUCAACAAAGGUCCGCCAUGAUGGGUCACAUGACGGCACAGCAGCAGUCAGCGGUCGCCCAGCAGCAACUCAACCAGCAACAAGCUCAGCCCGGAAACCGCGGUCUAAUGCAGGUGAUGUCGGGAGGGGCAGCAGGGGCUCCCCAAAUAGCCGGCGCUGCAGGGCCGGGAAACCUCCCGCAAGGGGCGCUACAGGAUCUCCUGAGAACGCUGCGCUCCCCGAGUUCGCCCCUCCAACAGCAGCAAGUCCUCAACAUCCUUCGUUCCAACCCCACGCUCAUGGCGGCCUUCAUCAGGCAAAGAGCAGCCAGGUAUCAAGGGGGGCAAGGUAGUCCUGGAGUACAAGGGGGACCUCCGCAAGGACCCGGAGGCGUGAGGUUCCAAGGGGCUGCUGCUGGGCUACCUGGCGUAGGAGUCGGAGGGCCCGGACCCAAUCAGUUGGCCGGCAUGGACGGGCAGCAAAUGAAUGUGAACCAAGCGGGCCAACCGGGAAUGAACAUGGCUCAGGGGGGUGGCACAGGUGGGAACGUGCCCACCAUGGCUCAGCUUCAGCAACUCCAACAGCAGCAGCGUCCAAUGUUGCCCAGCAACCUACAGCAACAGCAAAUGGCAGUCCUGCAGCAACAGCAGGCAGGAAUGCAAACAGGCCAACAAAACAGUAUGUCCAACAUGACUCCUCAUUUCAGAGAACUGUUGUUGCGAAGACAACAACAGCAGCAGCAACAGCAGCAACAACAACAACAGCAGCAGCAGAUGGCAAACCACGGCCAGUUCCAACAAGGACAGCAGAGCUUCAUGCAGCCUGGCCAAGGACAGCCAGGAAUGCCCCCUUCGCAACCCCAGCCCGGGGGAGGCAUGAGGGGACCGGGGCAGCAGCAGCAGCAAGGUGGGCCACAGGGUGGUCCGGGGCAGCAAGGCUACCCAGGCAACGCUUCUCAAGUGGCCGCCGCUCUCCAACAAAGGCUGCAUCAGAUGCAAAUGCACCAACAGCAGCAACAGAAUUCCAUGGGGGGGCCUCAAGGGCAAGACGGCGGGCCGGGCGGCGGCGCACCGGUGGGCGCCCCGCUCCAACCGGGACAAACCCUACCGGGGCACCAACAGCAAGGCGGACCCCCGCUGCCCCAAACCUCCCAAGCAAUUAUUCACCAGAACAUCCACCAGAGGCUCCUUCAGCAGCAGCACCUGAGCGGGGGCUCACCGGCCCAGCACAGCAGUCCCAUGAGUCCCCAGCAGCAGAUGGCCCAGUCCCCGCACCCCCACCUCCAAGGCCAAGCCGGCCUGGGCCCAGCGGGUCCCCUCAGCAAUCAGGUAAGGUCACCACAGCCGUCGCCGCGGCCGCAGUCGCAGCCCCCUCACUCGAGCCCGUCCCCGCGCAUGCAGCCCUCGUCGGCGGCGUCCCAGCCGCAGCCGUCGCCCCACCGCAUUUCCCCCCAGACCCAAACUGGCUCGCCUCACCCGGCCCACAUAGGCCAACAUCACCCCAAUAUGGCGCCACCCCAACCACCACCACAACAGCAGCAGCAGCAGCCAGGUGGUCCUGUAGAUCCUGGACAGUUCAGCUCAGACCAGAACUCCAUCAUUUCACAGCUGAGUGGCAUGGCAGCCAUGCACGCGGGCCAAGGGGGACAGUCGGACAUGUUAGCCCCAAAUAAUAACAAUAAUAACAACAAUCAGGACCUGGCAGCGAACAUUAACCACAAUAGUUUGGACCUCAUGUAGCACGUGUGUGUCUUCAUGGCAAACCGCCAUCAGAGACGAGGGGAGUCUCUAACCUAAGGAUUUUACAAGUUUUAAUAUUUUGAUUUAAAUAUUUUUGUGUAUAAAAAUGAACUGAAACUUCCUAUGGGAGAUAGGCAGCAGAAAGUCCUAGAAGUUGAUAAAUGAAUAAAUUAAAAACAAUGGUAAGUUAUUGCUGUUAAUAUAUAUCUAUUUUUGCCAACUGUGUACAAAAUGGUGGAAGGGCAACGUUUCAGGUUGAAGAUAUUUCUUCUGAAGUCUAUGACACAAUAUUUUUGGGGACUGAGUAUUUUUUGCCUUUUUAUGAAUAUUUGUAAGAUUUUAAAUGUUGUGAAAGAAUUGACAAGCUGAUUCCCCACCACCACCCUGUUUUUUUUAUUUUUCCCCCCUUUUUCUAAAAAUGGUUUGUUUUCCUCCAAGUAUCCGGUCAUGAUUGUAUCUAUUUUGCAGAGGGAUGAGAAAUAUAUUUUGUUUCUGAAUUUCUACUUUGUUUUUCUGUCAGCAGAUUGUGAAACAAGCCUCAACACAUUUUGCUUUUCUCCGGUUUUUACAUUAUCCCAUUACUCACAUAAAAGGACACUGGGGGGUGGUUUUAACAGUUGUGCUAUAAUAAAUCUUAAGCCCUUCCACAUCCUCCAAAGACCUGGUGAAGCCAAUGUAGGGUUUGCGUUUUGGUUGUGAUUAAUUUAAAUUUCUGUACAUAUAUUUUCCAUCCUCUCUUCUGAGCUGUGGGAAGAGAAUUAUUUUUUUCUUCAUUUUUAUUUGGAUGCUGCGGAGGUUUGUGAAACUCGGGCUCCAUCUCCCUCAUCCUGACAACUUGCGCUCAGCCACAAAGUUUAAUUCAUUGUUAGUGCUGUACAAAAUAAAGAAAUUGUGGAUUUAGAUACUGUAUUUUGUAAUGAAUAUGAAAGCUGUGGGGGGAGGGGGGGAAACAACCCCAAUUUGUGUAUAUAGCUUAAAACAUUCAAACCUUCCCCUCUUUAGAUUGGAUAUUUGUUGUGUGUGUAAAAUGAACACACAAGCACUCCCGAGCCGCUGUACAGCAUUGAGAUUUGUCUUUCCUUCAAGGUUCCGUAUAAGGUGUUUGGAGGCCACACGCACCGAUGCGCCUUUUUUCUGUGUAUUGUUUGGAGUGAAGCAGACAGUCACACACAUGAACAAUCCCAUGAGUUGGAUGUGAAAAGCACGCUGUGGGGGGGGGUGAUUUCUAGUUGUGUGACCUAAAGGAUUUCAAAACUGGUUAUUUAGCUUUUUACGAAGACACAACAGUCACAUGAUCACUAUUUUUCAUUCAAAGGUUGCUGGGUAUGGGGAGGGAACCAGGUGGCAAUAUAUCGAGACUUAUUUUAUAAGAAAAAGAUGGGGGGGGGGGGGGGGGACAAAGGAAAAACUGUCUUUUAUAUAUAGAUAUAUUAUUUAAUUUUAUUUUUGGGAAAUAAAACUUGAAGCUACAAGAAUUAUUAGAUACAAUUGUUUUGUUUUGUAUUAAAUAUAUGGUGAUGCAAAACGACACUGCAGACAGUCAUUCAUUUUGCCCUGGGAGUAUAUUAUACCAUCCUCUUUGAAGAAAUGUCUCAUGUACAUGAAUAUUGAUGUAAACAUAGUCACUGUACAAACACAUAGCAACCGAUCAAAAAUGUUUUGUUUAUAUCAUUUCUGCUCCCAAAAAAAGAAGAGACUGGACUUAAAGACUAUUUAAAUAUUUGUUAAGUAUUGAAAUGAAAUCUUUGACCACUUUUUUGUUCUUGUUAAAAACGUUUGGUGCUUGCUGAGAGAAAGCAAAAAUAACUGUUGCUCCAUUUUCAUUAUUUUUUUUUGUUUUGUUAAGUUAUUUUGGUGGUCUGACUGUUUU
Molecule: messenger RNA, 10617 nt
Organism: Phycodurus eques (leafy seadragon)
Lineage: Eukaryota; Metazoa; Chordata; Actinopteri; Syngnathiformes; Syngnathidae
Gene: ep300a
Product: E1A binding protein p300 a
Exons: 31
Coding region: 399-8747 (2782 amino acids)
Biological process (GO): positive regulation of transcription by RNA polymerase II
Cellular component (GO): transcription regulator complex; nucleus; histone acetyltransferase complex
Molecular function (GO): histone acetyltransferase activity; transcription coactivator activity; protein binding
Source: RefSeq, a predicted model, not a curated record